Molecule: messenger RNA, 1494 nt
Organism: Penicillium waksmanii
Lineage: Eukaryota; Fungi; Ascomycota; Eurotiomycetes; Eurotiales; Aspergillaceae
Product: snoRNA-binding rRNA-processing protein ENP1
Exons: 3
Coding region: 1-1494 (497 amino acids)
Biological process (GO): rRNA processing
Cellular component (GO): nucleolus; preribosome, small subunit precursor; cytoplasm
Molecular function (GO): snoRNA binding
Source: RefSeq, a predicted model, not a curated record
AUGCCCAAGGCCACCAGCUCGCGCGCCGCCGCGGCCCGCCGCCACAACCCUUUGGCGGAAGAUAUUACGUCCGCGGGGCAACUCCGGGCCCAGUCUAACAAGAAGGGCAAGAGUCGAUCGCAGGGUGAGGAGGAGGAGGGCGAAAAUGGACAACGCUUUAUCGAUGCUAAGAUGUCCCGCAAGAUCUUGCAGAUUGGUCAGGAAUUGGCGGACGAGGAUGAGGCCGAAACGAAGCGCGCCAAGGGUGCAGGCGAGACCAUGCCGAACCCUGCCUUUGAUUUUGAUGCCCGAUUGGAUGAGCAGGAGAUGGAGGCUCUUUCUGAUGACGAGAACGCCAAUUAUGAGAAUGAUGAGUGGCUUGAUGACGAUGUGGAGAACGCUGAGGUUGAUCCCAAUGAUCUCGACUUGUUCAAUAAGUUCAUGCCAGGCGACCAUGAAGAAGACCCGAUCUUCCACCCCCGAGACCCCAAUGCUGCUGGCCAGACUACCAACCUUGCCGAUUUGAUUUUGGAGAAGAUUGCUGAGCACGAAGCCAGACAGGCCGGCAUUGAGACUGGUGGCCCAAAGAUCCAGGGUGGUGGACUGGCUGAGGAUGCUGUUCAGAUCCCUGCUAAGGCUGUGGAAGUUUAUGAGAAGGUCGGCAUGAUUCUCUCUCGUUACAAGUCCGGACCCCUCCCCAAGCCCUUCAAGAUUCUCCCAUCCGUGCCAAACUGGCCGACCCUUCUCGACAUCACCCACCCCGAGAACUGGACCGGUAACGCCAUCUACGCCGGAACCCGCAUCUUCAUCUCCUCCAAGCCCCACGUGGCGCAAGAGUUCAUUUCCACCGUCCUCCUGGAACGAGUCCGCGAAGAGAUCCACGAGACCAAGAAACUAAACGUCCACACCUACAACGCCCUGCGCAAAGCUCUUUAUAAACCCGCUUGUUUCUUCAAGGGUCUGCUCUUCCCCCUCGUCCAGAGCGGCACCUGCUCCCUCCGCGAAGCCCACAUCGUCUCCUCCGUCAUUGCUCGCGUCUCCAUCCCCGUCCUGCACUCCGCCGCAGCUCUUCUCCGCAUGUGCGACCUGGCCGCAGAACAGUCCAUGCGCUCGCUGGAAGCCACCGGUGCCGUGAACACCUUCAUCCGAGUCUUCCUGGAAAAGAAGUACGCUCUUCCAUACAAGGUCAUUGACGCCCUGGUCUUCCACUUCAUGCGCUUCCGCACCGACAACGACACCAGCAUGGGCGAUGGUCCUGGCAGUGCCAAGGCUUAUAAGCUCCCCGUUCUGUGGCACCAGUCUCUGCUCGUAUUUGCCCAGCGUUACCGCAACGAUAUCACCGAGGAUCAGCGUGAGGCUCUGCUGGAUCUUCUUCUGGUCCGGGGACACAAGGAUAUUGGUCCUGAGGUUCGUCGGGAAUUGCUCGCUGGUCGUGGUCGUGGUGUUGUGAUGCCCGACCCGGAGGCGCAGAAUGCUAUCGACGCUGGUGAUGAUACGAUGGAUGUGACUAUGUAA